GUGAAACGUUACAAGCCCUAUGUUACAGACUAAUAUCUAGCUGUAUCGUUAGAAAUGGUCUUUCUUGAAGCUAUUUCUCGCAUAACUCAGUAUUGUGUGAAACGAUGAUCUAUUGUAUACACACGUAGUUUUAUAAUGAUUAAUGAGUUAGCUUUAUCAAAUACUGUAACUUAAUCUCUUUCUUUCCUCUUUUCCCGCCUAAUUUAAUAAUUAUCUUUCACAUGAACUUCUUAUGUUUGUGUUGAAGUUCUCUUAUGUGAUACAAGUGAAAUGAAAUUAUAGAACCAUAUAAAACUAUCGUUAUAUAUUGGUAAUUUGUUUCAAAAUAUAAUUUUAUUUUCAACUCGAGUUGUACUUGAAAAAGCAAACUGUCUGCUGUAUUUGUUGGCAGUGUAAAUAUUAUUUUUUUUUAUAAGUAUAAUUUUAUUUAUGUGUAAGAAAAGCUGAGCUCAGCACAUUUUGACUUGUAUAUAUACUUGAAGUGCUGUUUUCAAUGAGAUGGUUCAAACUGAACACGUGUUUUAUGUUGCUUUACGCUCUCUACUAAAUUUAUCGCCAUUACUUGCGUUAAGUGGAGUCGGAGCAGUAGGAAACUAUGUUCUGCCAUCGAAAAUGUGUUGCAAUAUCCUGUUUUUGCCUCGCCUUUUCUGUUCUGUUGAUAGGAAUGUUGUGUCUUGGUCUACGUGUGUGUCCUGCUCACGUGACAAUAGCUUCACUGACCUCUGGAAGUGCAGCCUUAAUAACUGGAGUUUUGAUCACAUCGACUGCCUUCUAUGGUAGAUGGAAGAAGACGAAGAAGAAUGCUAAAAUAAAAACGGAAAGUACGACAGAAGGAAUUCGAAUGUUGGCAGUUAAGCCAAUCGAAGAGAUAUGAGUUCCAGCGAAAAUGUACUGGUAUGGAUAAUUGUUAUUGCUGGCUACAAUCAAGAAAGAAGGAAGAACACAGACCUUUGUUAAAGGAUUUGAGAAAUUUGUUGUCUGUGCUCUGUUUGGGGUCUUGGAAGUAGCUGUCAUCAACAGGAUAUAUAUGAAUCAUCACUUGAUCAGAAACUAUGCUGAGGUAACCUGUGGCAUUCACUGAGUCUUCUAAAGGAAUCAAGAAGCCCAGAGUACGCCAGGAAAACAUGUUCCAAGUCAUAACUCCAACACCAGAGACCUAGACAGUUGGGAUCACACAAAGGGUCAAGUAGGAGCUGAGAACUAUUUCAAAACAAAAUUCAGCCAGUUUUUGAUUCACUACCACAUAAGAUGCAUUUGAGGUCGAUUAGAUAAGCUCAUAAAGGAACGUUCCUGGCUUUCUAUAUCUCCCGGACCAACAGACUGUGCUCAAGUUUUCCUAAACGGACAUCGUACAAGUGGAGCAUAUCCUAUCUGGAUCAUGUCAUCCAAGACUGUGGAGAGUUUAAAUGUUAACUAUGAUAUGGAUACUGGCGUGGACUGUUCUGCCAAGGAAGUGCUGAAAAUGUUCAGAACUUUGAAACAUCUAUUUAUGGUGGCUCUGAUUGGCCAAAAUUAUGGAAUAACGAGCAGUCAGAACCUGGAACAGUGUGGAGUAUCCUCGUUGACAGGCAUGCUGGAUUCGAUCACGUAUUUGGUUUCCAACGUGAAAGACCAGUUACAAAACAAAGUCACGAAGGAAAGGUCCUGUCUUCCUAUAUCUCCUGGACCAACAGACUGUGCUCAAGUGUUUCUAAAUGGACACCGUACAAGUGGAGUGUACCGUAUUUGGCCCACACCAUGGGAGACUGUGGGAAGUUUAAAUGUUUAUUGUGAUAUGAAUACUGAUGGAGGAGGUUGGACUGUUAUCCAAAGAAGAGGAGAUUAUGGAAACCCCACAGACUACUUUUACAAACCUUGGCAGAAUUAUAAGCAGGGAUUCGGGAACAUUGCAAAGGAUUUUUGGCUAGGAAAUGACUGGAUAUUUGCCAUAACGAACCAAGGAAACUAUUCUAUCCGGUUUGACUUAAAGGACAAAGAAAAUAACACGCGCUACGCCAUUUACCAAAAUUUUUGGAUCGACAACGAGAGUCAUCUAUAUCGCUUGCAUGUAAAUAGCUACAGCGGGGAUGCUGGUGACAGUUUUGGGCAUCACAGCGGUUAUAACUUCUCUACCAAAGACAGGGAUCACGAUACUUAUGACACCAGCUGUGCACAAAAGUUCAAAGGAGGUUGGUGGUACCUUAAUUGUCAUGGGUCAAACUUAAACGGACUCUACCUCAAUGGUGAGCAUGAAAGCUAUGCUGAUGGAAUAAACUGGAAAGAAUGGAAAGGUUAUCAUUACUCUCUUACAGAAGUGGAAAUGAAGAUACGACCUCUCAACUUUGACCCCUUCGAAAGGGAAACCGUUUAAAGUGUAUAAUGUGAAAUAACAAAAUCUCGUUAAUCAGUCA
Messenger RNA from Limulus polyphemus (Atlantic horseshoe crab), 2390 nucleotides. RefSeq names its product techylectin-5A-like. Bases 1379 to 2350 code for a protein of 323 amino acids. NCBI's taxonomy places the organism in Eukaryota, Metazoa, Arthropoda, Merostomata, Xiphosura, Limulidae. The record is from RefSeq and is a predicted model, not a curated record. The transcript is spliced from 9 exons.